Messenger RNA from Pseudonaja textilis, 899 nucleotides. RefSeq names its product eppin-like. The record is from RefSeq and is a predicted model, not a curated record. Gene Ontology annotation, molecular function: serine-type endopeptidase inhibitor activity. Gene Ontology annotation, cellular component: extracellular region. NCBI's taxonomy places the organism in Eukaryota, Metazoa, Chordata, Lepidosauria, Squamata, Elapidae.
UAGCCCCACCUGUCAGGCUCUUUAAAUCCAGCCCAGCUGGGAUCUGCGGCUCAGACGCAGGAGCAGCAGCACCAUGAAGGCCCAGGGGAUCCUCCUAGCUCUGGCUCUGCUUGCCCUGGGUGCCCAGGGGGCCUCCUUGACCAGCAAAGAGGACCAAGAUAAGAAGGGCUACUGCUACAACGUGCCCCCCUUGGGAGACGUCUUUGACACCCAGGACUGCAGUGCCUGCCAGAGGAACGGGUCCUGCUCCACCUGCGCCAGGGAUGACCAGUGCCCAGGCACCCAGAAAUGCUGCCCGGGAGACUGUGGCUACAUCUGCGAGGAAGCCAUUGUGGAUGUUUGCCAGCUGCCCUCCGUCUGUGGCAUCUGCAAGGCAAUGUUCCCACGCUUCUUCUACAAUGUUUCCACUCAUAAAUGUGAGCCGUUCAUCUACGGCGGCUGUGGUGGCAACAAGAACAAUUUUGAAUCCGAAGACGAGUGUCGCAGAGCCUGCAGAUUCACCAAAGGGAGCGCCUGACUGUUGGCUGGAACAGAGAUGGGAAAAUCAUCAGAAUGGACUCCCGACUCAGCUGCUUUCCUGGAGCCCUGAGUCUGCCACCGAGAUGGGAUGAGGCGGAUGCCUCCAUGUGGUUAAAGUUGCCUUGCCUGCAUCCUCCCUUCAUACAGUCUGUGUUGUAUAUCUGUGCAGUUGCCCCCAAAGGACACUCCGUCCCACUCCCUGGGUUGCAGCUGGUUGGCGUGUCCCUUGCCUAUGUCCUUCCCCUGGCUACGUCCCUUUCUGUGGGUGUUGAGAUAGGCUGGUCUUCUCUUCCCCCUCCAACCAACCAACCACCAACCAACCAACCAACCAACCAACCACCAACCAUCCAACCAACCAACCACCAACCAACCAACCACCA